Manihot esculenta (cassava) is the source of this 1308-nucleotide messenger RNA. RefSeq lists its product as uncharacterized. The record is from RefSeq and is a predicted model, not a curated record. Gene Ontology annotation, molecular function: nucleic acid binding; RNA-DNA hybrid ribonuclease activity. NCBI's taxonomy places the organism in Eukaryota, Viridiplantae, Streptophyta, Magnoliopsida, Malpighiales, Euphorbiaceae. The transcript has a single exon. Bases 1 to 1308 code for a protein of 435 amino acids.
AUGACAGAUCAACCCUUAAAGAAGAUUCUCCACAGACCAGAAACAUCAAGACGGAUGCUGGCCUGGUCUGUUGAGAUUAGUCCAUAUUGCCUACAAUACCGACCUCGAACAACCAUUAAGGCUCAAGCCCUCGCUGAUUUCAUAGCAGAAUGCUCUUUCAACAAAGAGCAAGCGGAAUCCAACGAAGAAAUGCCCAAAAUAAUGAAAGAAAGAAGUAUAGAGCCCCGACAAGAUUUCACAUGGAAAAUGUAUGUGGACGGAGCAUCCGGUGCUGGGGGCAGUGGUGCAGGGAUAAUACUGAAGGGACCUGAAGGAUUCAAAAUUUGUUAUGCCCUACGGUUAGAGUUUAACGCCUCCAACAACGUGGCAGAAUACGAAGCCCUGAUAAACGGAAUGCUGAUAGCAAUGGAAAUAGGGGUAACCGACCUAGCAAUAAAUAGCGACUCCCAGCUAGUAAUCAGCCAGGUGACUGGGGCAUACCAAGCAAGAGAUCCCACCAUGAAAAAGUACCUGACAAAGGUAAAAAGUAUAGAAGUCGAGCUCAGCAAACAAGGAGUUAAAGUGUGGUAUCAAAGAAUACCCAGAGAAGAAAAUGAGGAAGCAAACCUACUUAGCCGUUUGUCUAAAGAAGAAUUAGAACAACUCCCAGAUGAAGUAUACAUACAACAUAUGAACGCGCCUACUUACGGGAAACCCGCUAUGAUAAUGGAAAUCGGGGAAGGAGAGAACUGGAUGGCUCCUUACCUGGAAUAUCUAGAAAAGGGAAAGCUCCAAGAAGAUAAAGCUGCAGCAAGAAAAAUUGUAGCCCGAGCUGCCAAUUACCAAGUAGUAAGAGGAAUCCUAUACAGGAGAGGGAAGUCCAGCCCAUGGCUUCGAUGUGUAGGCCCGGAGGAAGCAACUAGGGUCAUGGAAGAGAUUCACCAAGGAAUCUGUAGAGCUCACGAAGGGGCAGGAACCCUAGCGAAUAAAAUUUUCAGACAAGAAUAUUACUGGCCCACGAUUAAAAAGGAGAUGGAAGAAUUUGUCAGAAAAUGCAAUGUGUCCCAGAGGUUUGCUAACGCAAUCAACAUUCCAACCACUCCACAGUCCAGCAUAUCCAGCAUGUGGUCGUUCUCACAAUGGGGCAUAGAUAUCCUGGGACCUUUUUCCAAGACUACGGGGCAAAAGAAGUUCGUAAUAGUGGCCGUGGAAUACUUUUCAAAAUGGCCAGAGGCAGAGGCAGUUCCCACUAUCACAGUAAGAAAAAUGCUAGAUUUCGUCUGGGGCAACAUCAUCUACAGGUUUGAGGUACCGAGGGUGCUCAUAUAA